CCCUUCAUUUCGGCUUUUUGGGCGAGUGAGGAAUGGUGGGCCGCUGGACGUCCGACGAGGUGCUCGCUGCCCCCGCUGUCCUGCUCCUGCCCGCCCUGGUGGUGCUGCUGACGGUGCUGGUGGUGCGGAGGGUGGUGGGCAGGCGGGCCUCUGCCCCCUCCCUGCCCUGCCUGCCCUCCCUGCCCAUCCUGGGCAGCCUGCUGAGCCUCAGGGAGGACCUGCCCCCCCACCUGCUGUUCACCAGCCUGGGACGCAGGUACGGGGACCUGUACGCCCUCUACCUGGGGCCCCACUACACCGUUGUGGUCAACAACUUCAGGCACGCCAGGGAGGUGCUGCUGCAGAAGGGGAAGGAGUUCGCAGGGAGGCCCAAAAUGGUAACCACUGAGCUCCUGAGCAGGGAGGGUAAGGACAUCGCCUUCGCGGACUACAGCCCGCUGUGGAAGUCCCACCGCAGGCUUGUGCACUCCUCCUUCUCCAUGUUCGGAGAGGGCACCAGCAAGCUGCAGACAAUCGUGUGCGAGGAGGCCACCAGCCUGUGUUCAGACCUGCUGACGCAGGCGGGGCAGCCCCUGGACCCGGGCCCGGUGCUCAUGCGGGCGGUGACCAACGUGGUGUGCACCCUGGUGUUCGGCUCCACCUACCAGCCCCAUGACCCUGAGCUCAAGGUCGUGAUGGAUUACAACACCGGCAUCGUGCAGACCAUAGCCAGGGGAAACCUGGUGGACAUCUUCCCCUGGCUGAGGAUUUUCCCGAACAAGGACCUGAAGAGACUGAAAGAGUGUAUUACAGUGAGGGAUGAGCUGUUGAACAGGAAGCUGGAGGAACAUAAGGCUGCGCAGGCGAGCGGCGGCUCCGAGGACCCCCGGGACCUGCUGGACGCGCUGCUGAAGGGCAAGAGCAGCGCGGGGGGGGAGACCAGCAUCACGGACGACCACGUGCUGAUGACCGCCGCGGAGGCCUUCGGCGCCGGCGUGGAGACCACCACCACCACGCUGCUCUGGGUGCUGGCCUUCCUGCUGCACAACCCUGAGGUCCAGGAGAAGAUCCACCGGGAGCUGGACGAGCAGAUCGGACGCGACCGCUCACCCACCCUCGCGGACCGGGGGAGGCUGCCCUACCUGGAGAGCACCUUGAGCGAGGUGAUGAGGAUACGGCCGGUCAGCCCCGUGCUCAUCCCCCACGUGGCCCUGCAGGACACCAGCAUAGGAGGCCACCCCAUCCAGAAGGGAACCCGCGUGCUGGUGAACAUGUGGUCCAUCCACCACGACCCACAGCAGUGGGAGGAGCCUGAGAGGUUCAUGCCAGAGCGCUUCCUGGACGGCGAAGGUAACCGCUUCUCCCCGCCGUACUUCCUGCCCUUCGGGGCGGGGCCGCGGGUCUGCGUGGGCGAGUCCCUGGCGAAGCUGGAGCUCUUCCUGUUCGCCACCUGGCUGCUGCAGCGGUUCACCUUCAGCCUGCCGCGCGGGGUCCCCCUGCCCGACCUGCAGGGGCGCUUCGGCGUCGUCCUGCAGCCGCUGAGCUUCACGCUGUCCGUCAGCCCGCGCUUCGCCUGGGCCGCCGACCUCGGGGUGUGACGUCGCCGCGCCGACGUUUCCAUCACCGUGCCGACGUUACCGUCACCGUGCCGACGUCAACUCGCGUGGCUGCAUUGAAUCGGUUUAUAUUUUUUAAAUCAUGAAAUUUAUUAGGCCUACAAAUAAGGUUUACUGCACAAUGCACUCACGCAUUUCAUCAACGAUUGUUAAAGACCACUUUUAAGUGCCUCGGAUCAGGUUUGACAGGCUAUUCAGUAAGCCACUCUUAUUACAUCAUACAUGCUAAAAACAACCCAGUUGCCUAGAUUGGUAGGCAGACUCAUACAUUAUGAUUAUGGCUCAACUACCUACCGUAUAUCAAAUCAGUCACCUUGAAAGAAAGUCAGUUUUGCAUGAAUUCAAAGAGUGUUGUUUUUUGAUCCAUAUUCAUUAGCUUACGCUAUAAAAUCAUACAGCUUAAGACUUUGUACCAAAAUUCAAACUGUUAUUGUUGCUUCAGACAAUCACAUUAUCUUGAGUAAUAAGCACACGGGAGUUUCCUUUAAUCUUUACUUCCUAAUCAAUAUUAUGAUUUAUUUGAUUGAUUUUUUUUUUGUUCGUUUGUUGUUGUAUUUAUUGUGAUCAGAAUCCUUUGUAAUUGCUGUUCAGCGUACUUGUGAUGUCCCAGGUUUGGUUAAGAUAACCGGAUCCAAAGUCCCACACCUAAACGCUACAGGUCAGCAAGGCCACCAAGUUCAGUUCUCAUAUCAAUAAUCAUAACACAUCACGUAAUCAAAACAUUAUUCUGUAUAUGACACUUAUCUCUGCAUAAACACAGUCAUGAAAGGCCAUUGGCCACACUAAGGCACUACAUUAGAAUGCCAUACUCCUUUAAUUACUUUAUUGUAAGGCCAUGUUUUUAACAGGUCUGUUCAAACUAGAACCUAACUCUGCUCCAUUUUAUGCGUCUUGUUUUUUUUCCUGCAAAAGCAACCAAACUCUGCUCAAAGAUAAAAAUAAAACACUCACAAUGGG
Molecule: messenger RNA, 2552 nt
Organism: Anguilla rostrata (American eel)
Lineage: Eukaryota; Metazoa; Chordata; Actinopteri; Anguilliformes; Anguillidae
Product: steroid 17-alpha-hydroxylase/17,20 lyase
Exons: 8
Coding region: 33-1577 (514 amino acids)
Biological process (GO): progesterone metabolic process; hormone biosynthetic process
Molecular function (GO): steroid 17-alpha-monooxygenase activity; iron ion binding; heme binding
Source: RefSeq, a predicted model, not a curated record